AUGACAUCACCAACGCCGACAGUUCAAAAGAAGUCUAAAAAGUCAAAAACCACUGAUCCUACUGUAAAACUUCCGAAAGCGAAAUUUAAUGUGCCGGACGAAGAGACAGGAGAGAAGCAAGGGGAAAUUGCAGCAAAGCCAGCCAAUGAAGAGGGAAAUGCACCCCCGGAAAUGACGCCAGCAGCAAUUGAAGCACUAGAAAGAAUGUUUGGAAAAGUUCCUGACCAGAACAAGCCUAGAGGUUCAAAUUUUGGAAAACUGGCUCAAGAUUUUACAUUCCCGCCAAGGGCUAAGUCUUCCCCAAAUAAUUCUUCGAACACUAGUAACAGUGCUACGGCUUCAACAUCAAAAAACAGCGGGGACAAUAAAGAGAUAGACCAAGAUGACCUCGAUAAAAAAGAACGUGCUCGCCGUCGAAAGAGUAAUUUAAAUCCCCUUGCACCACCAUUCAAUUUCUCUGCUAGCACGUCAGUAGAUGCUAAUAAGUCAACUGACGCGUCGGAACAAAAACAUGACGAUGAUAGGAAAAAGAAGAAUGCAAAAAAAGAAAAGUUGAACCAUGAGAUGAAUGGCGACACAGAUUUACCUUAUCCAAAGAAAAAACGUCGUCCGAGCCAACAACUUAUUACGUCAGAGGCUGCUCGGCAAAUUGAAGUUCCAUAUGGAUACGCUCCAAACGGAUAUGAACCUAACGCAUAUUACAUGCAUGGGCCACCUACGCCUUAUCUACCCAAUCAUGUUGAGGGAACGACUAUGCCUAACUGGGAAGAGUUUCAAACCAAGAUGGCUGCAGAGGUUACCAGUAGAAUAGGAUCAGAAUUUCAAAAAGGUGUCGAUACACUUACAUCCGAGAUUAAAAAUAUGUUGGUAGAGCAUAUAUCCGAAGAUUAUGGGGUAAGCGGAAAGAAGAAUGAUGAGGGAACUACACUACGAAAAUUGCAAGACCAGAUUCUUCAAGAAUUACGAAAUAAUCAUAAGGAAAUACGUACCUCGUACGAUCAACUGAUGCACAAGCAUGAGGAAAUGCAAAACCGUCAUCUUGAUCAAGUUUCUUCUUUUCAGACAGCCCAAGACGGUGAUAUUCAAAAUUCCAUGUCUCAGCGUCAUGCAGAACUUCAAACCAUGCAUAAUAGCUUGAAGACUGAACUUAAAACUGGUCUUAAAGAAAUACAUAACGAAUACCUAAAGAUGCUGGAUCGGCAACAGCAACUAAAUAAUGACAUCAAGAAUUCACAAGUUCUUCAGAGUCGCCUUACUGAAUUAGAAUCCGAACUUAAUCGGUUGCACAUUAAAAAUACACACUUAACAUCCGAGAAUUCAAGACUUCUUGAAGAAACGAAUAUUGCUAAGAUGAAAGAACGUCAAUACGAUGAAGGAAAACGUCAACAAGAAACCUUGAUUUCCGAAUUACAAACAGAGAUAUCUAAUCAUAAAGACAAAGCUUCUCGUGCUGGUAAGGAGCUUGAACUUAUACGAAGUACGGUGAGGUCGCUUGAGGCACAAAAGGCUGCACACGAAAGCCAUAAUGGAAGUUUGGAAAACAAAAUACGUAAUCUUGAAGUACAAAUACGUAAUCUACAAAAUGAUAAUAGUAGUAUUUUUGAGGAAAAUCAGGCAUUACAACAACAGCAAGACAUAUGGCGUAAAACGGAAAAAUCUAUGCAAUCUGAUAUUAGCGAACUUAAUAUUAAGCUUCUUAAAGUAGAUUCAGAAUUCAACGAAUUGAAACGUAAAAUUAUUGAGGAUCAGAAUUCUUUUAAAACUAAAGAAGAAAACUUACGAGAACAAUUGAAAGAAGCUAAUCAGCAAGUGCUCGAUCUUCGUUCAGAUCAACGUCGAUUAAAAGAACUCGAAAACGAAAUAAAAACUCUUAAAAGUAGUGAGUCAGGGCAGUUAAAGUCCAAAAAUAAGGAAAUUGAUGGUUUGAACGAGCAACUAGCUCUUCGCAACCAGAGAGUUACUGAACUUGAGAAGGUCCGGACCGAACUACAACAAUCCAAGCAGAUCUCUGAGAACCAAUUGUUUGAACUUCGAGAAAAACAUAAAGCUCUUGAGGAUGAUAUGCGUAAAGAACUUGAAAAUCAAGUCCUAAAAAUAAAGGAGUAUGAAAAACAGAUAGUUGAAUUAGAAUCACUUCGACGUAGGUCUCUCGAAUACGAAGAUCAAUUGGCAGAACUAAAGAAUCUUCGUGAAGAACUCGAGAAUCUCAAGCAAAGAGUAAAGGGCAUGGAUGAUAUUGAAGCUCAGAAUCUUGAAAAGAUUGAAGAAUUGUCUAAACUUCGCAUAAGAGUUCAACAAUUGGAAAACGCAGAAAAUGAUCUUGAAUAUGUUCGUAAACAAUUGGAAAACGCAGAAAAAGAUCUUGAAUAUGUUCGUAGAGAAAAUAAAGACUUAUUUAAUCGUCUAGAAAUAUUAGAAGCAGAAAAGAAAAAGCAGUUAGAAAAUAAUCAUUCACAAAAGAACGCGAAUGCUACGUCAAACACACAUUCAUAUGGAGGACGCGAACCUAGAAUGAAUGGUGUUAUUACAGAAGAUCGAAUCAUCUCAAGGGAUCAUAAACCCUUAUAUAGCAAUAACAAUCAACCUAACGGGAAUUUAGAGCAAAUUCAUUAUUCCAAUAUGAAGCCGCCUACCGAAUACAAUUCUCAACAGACAUUCAGUCAGUCACCUGCUAUUGGUAGUAUUAAUUUAACGCAACAGACAACACAAUCCAUGCCACACAUGAUGAAUGGAGCUGCACAACAAUCAUCUCAUCAAACAUAUAUUCCUCAAACACCAAAUUCAGCAGUACCACCACCACCACAACACAUACAACCCACAUAUUUAUCACAUAAUGGACCACCACCUUCACAACAACUCCAACCAUAUGUUCCUUCGCACUCAUCUGUACCUAUUCAUUCAAAUACUCCCGUUUCAUCACAAAAAGUGCAACAAAAACAGGAUAAAUUGCAACAACAGCAACCUCCACUUCCGCAAUUGGUGCAAUCGCAACAAACACAGUCUAACCAAGGGCAAUCUACCGUGAAACAAGAAAAAAAGUCUCAUAGUCGUCAAAGUUCUCGCUCAAACAAUAUUGGAGGUAGUGGAAAGAAGCAACGCUCUCAGAAUGCAAAGAAAAAAGAUCGAAAUAGGAGAAAUUCUACGGCUGACAAUACGGACAAUCCCUGGAACAAAGGCGAAUUAAAUAAUGAGGAGUGCUAA
Racocetra fulgida is the source of this 3201-nucleotide messenger RNA. NCBI's taxonomy places the organism in Eukaryota, Fungi, Glomeromycota, Glomeromycetes, Diversisporales, Gigasporaceae. The record is from the annotation of a GenBank genome assembly.